Messenger RNA from Trichomonas vaginalis G3, 857 nucleotides. Its product is annotated as organellar and viral DNA polymerase type B. Gene Ontology annotation, molecular function: DNA binding; DNA-directed DNA polymerase activity; nucleotide binding. The record is from RefSeq and is a predicted model, not a curated record. NCBI's taxonomy places the organism in Eukaryota, Parabasalia, Trichomonadida, Trichomonadidae. The annotation marks the transcript as partial. The transcript has a single exon. Gene Ontology annotation, biological process: DNA replication.
AUGAAAAACAUAGAUUCCAUCAAAGGUUGCAGAAUAGAUGAGAACCACUUCGACUUAGAAAAAUAUAGCACGUUUUACUGCAAACAAGAUGUAAGAAUUUUAAGAGAAGGUUUUGUAAAGUUCCGCAAUGACUUAUUGAAAGAGUUUGAUUUAAACGUUUAUGACUACGUUAGUAUUUGUUCAAUUGCUAACAAAUUGUUUGAGAACAGAGUAUACUUCCCGAAUGGAAAUCUUUAUGACCUCUCAAAUAAACCAAGAGAAUUUAUUUCGAGAUGCAUUCAAGGUGGAAGAUGUAUGUUGUCAGAUAACAUGAAACAAAAGAGCAAAAAGAAACUCAUUGCUGACUUCGACACUGUUUCAUUAUAUCCUUCAGCUAUAGCAAGACUUUAUACUUUAGAAGGUAUUCCAAAAGUAUUGAAGGAAGAAAUGUUAAGCACAGAGUAUCUCAUGAGACAUUUAUUCGAUGAUGACCAAAAGGAACCCAUUGGUGAAAAGUUUAUGUCUGGCUUCUUUGUUCUCAUUAAGAUAACAGAGAUUGGUAUACCCAGACACUUUCAUUUAAUAGUUUGCGACCCUGAACUAAAUCCAGAACUUAACGUUCCAAGAAGUUCAAACACUUGCUGUCUCAUGUAUGUUGACCAUAUAACAUUACAAGACCUCAUAAAAUAUCAAGGUGUCAAAUGUGAAGUGUUGCAAGGAUACUAUUACGAUGGAAACAGAGAUAUGAGAAUAAGAGAUGAAGUAAAGAAGUUGUUUGAGUUAAGGUUAAAGUAUAAGAAAGAAGAAAACCCCUUACAAGAAAUUAUAAAACUCAUUCUGAACAGCAUUUAUGGCAAAACUAUUCUAUCUCCUAUUGA